Drosophila ananassae is the source of this 5223-nucleotide messenger RNA. RefSeq names its product dystroglycan (gene Dg). The transcript has 14 exons. The record is from RefSeq and is a predicted model, not a curated record. Gene Ontology annotation, molecular function: laminin binding; calcium ion binding. Gene Ontology annotation, cellular component: dystroglycan complex; dystrophin-associated glycoprotein complex; sarcolemma. Gene Ontology annotation, biological process: nerve development; axon guidance; morphogenesis of an epithelium. NCBI's taxonomy places the organism in Eukaryota, Metazoa, Arthropoda, Insecta, Diptera, Drosophilidae. Bases 377 to 3994 code for a protein of 1205 amino acids.
CGGGCAGGUGCUGCAAGUGAGGAAGACUGCAAGUGAAGUGCAAGUUACAGUGAAAGGGCAGCGGGGAGUCGGAAAGUGCACCGAGGAGACGACUCUUCUUCGCUGAUUGGUGCGUCCGGAAUAGCAUAGCGAAGAGAUGGUGAAGACGACGACGGAGGCGAGGAGACCCAACUAACGAAUCAGAUGAUGUAAACGACCUGCGACCGCCCUCCUCUCUAUUCUUUCUCUUCAAUCGAAAGUGAAAUCGAACCUCGAAGAAGUCGAGCACCAAGCCACAAGCCGAACCAGAAAGCCAAAACUGCCUCCGUAGCACUGCAAGCGAAAUUACAUUCUUUGGUUUCAUUUUUAAACUCAAAAGCACAUCGGAGGGAUCGCCAUGGACAUGUCACGGAGCUUAUCUGCCGGUGGAAACCUAAUGCUCCUCCCGUUAUGCCUUCUGCUGGCCACCUUCCAUGGCGCCAGUGUGCUGGCGGAGCGCGAUUUCAAUGUAAACGACUCUCAGGUGCCUGUCAUUGAGCCCAAGGAUGUGCCCGCCUACAAGCAGGAUCCGUAUGUCAAGGAGCUGAUGGGCUGCUCCAACAGCCAGAGCGAGGUAGUCCUCUCCCUGGUCCUGAAGAAGCACGACUGGAGCGAUCUGACUGCCACCAAGCGCGCCCAUGUUCAGGCUAAGCUGGCCAAGUUCUUUGCCAUACCCAAGGAAUUCAUCUCCCUGGACUCAGUGUCCAAGUUGGAGCUUAAGUCCAUGCACAAGUUGGCCAACAAGAGGGGCGGAAAGGGCAAUAAGAACGUAGAAACCCUGAAUCGCCGCCUCGGACGCGCCAGUUUCAUGAUCGGCUGCGAUUCGCGGUAUUUCGCAAUGGGAGAGCCGAUAGCCAUGCAGAUUGCUCAUCAAGUGAAGGAUGGCACCAUUGGAGCCUUGACGGAGGAGAACUUUGGUCUUUGGUUCAUCUGGCGAAAGGAGCUGAAAGCCAGAUCGCAUCGCAAAAAGCGCCAAUCGGAGGGCUCUGGAAACGACGACGACGACUACGAGUACGAAGACGACCCCGAAGACACUUCGGAACCCAGCACGGAAGUGCCAGCUGUGACAACACACGCCCAUCGACACCAUCACGGAGCGUCGGAGGUUCCCGAUUCCGUUUCGGUCACAUCGGUCGCAUCGGAGGAGGAGAUCCAGGAGAGUGUCUCCAUGCUGGAGUCCGUCAUCAGCAAGACCAUUGAGAACACGAAGAACAUCAAGGAGUUGCCCAUUCUCGGGGCGGAUGCUGAAGAUGAGGAGGACGAGGAGUUCCUGCUCCCCAGGGGGACUGCCCCAAGCAGCAGUACGAUGGCUACUUUGGUGACGGAGGCCGUUAAGCCUGUCCUGUUCCUGGAGGAGAACCAAGUGGAUCAGGGAGCUGUCGAUGUAGAGAUCGAGACUUCCACGCCCACGCCCUCGCCGCCAGCCGCGCACAAGCCAUACUCUCCCUACGAUGCCACCUCCUCUGUGGGAGUUACCUCGCCCACACCCGUCCAGCCAGAGAAUUCGGAACCUCCUCCGUCUGAGACCUCGCCAUCGUCUGCGACUACUCCGACUCCCACUCCCACGCCCAUGCUCACCGAGCUCGAAAGCAAUGCCCCCACCACCUCCACCUCCAUCUCCAUAGCAUCCCAGUCCCCGGCAAAUCCCGCAUUUCUGUCUCCAUCUUCACAGGCCACUCAAGCAUCCUUAAAAACAACAACUACAACAACAUUAACAAGCACAACAGCAACAAUCUCAACAACAACAGCAACAACAACAUUGUCAGAAUCGCCAAAGCCAAACACUCUGCACACUGAAUUCGAGCUGAGCACCCUGCUGCCCUUUGACGAAAGUGAAGCAACAGCACCUACUCCCAGCGCAGCCGGAACAGCAGCAGCGGAAACACCAACGCCAAGUGCAACGGCAGCCACUUCUGGCGAAAGCGAGAACGAUUUUCAUGUAGAAUCCACCACACACCGUAUUGUUAGCUCUAAGCAGGGAGAACCUGGUGACGGCCUCAACACCACUAGCAGUAACACUUUAACCCACAAUGAGCAGUCCACUCCAACAGUAGCCUCCGGCACCACUACAACCACCGCCUUGCCAGAGUCCAGCAGCUCGUUCGCCUCCACGGACUAUGUGGAACCGCCGGCAGAGGAGAACAGUCCGCCGGUCAUUGAGACGCGUCUACCGAAGUUCGCGGUGACAUCGGGAAAGGCUUUCACGUUCGUUGUGCCGCGGGAGACUUUUGCGGAUGCCGAGGACCAGGGUAACCUGAGGCUGGACUUUACGGACAAAGAUGGCCACGAGCUGAAGUCAACCUCCUGGUUGCAGUUCAACGUCGAUAAAAGGGAACUCUAUGGACUCCCGUUGGACGACACCGUGUCGCGAUGGCAGUACCGCCUCACAGCAACAGACUCUGGCAAUGCCAGUGUCACGGAAACCGUAGAGAUUUCCGUCCAGCAGCACCGGGCGGUUAGGACCAUCAACCACGAGAUUAGUAUUUCCGUGCGGAUCAACGAAAUACAUGGCCAUAACAUCAACUGGCAGUUGAAGCUGAUCAAUGCCGUGGCUAGGACGUUGGACGAUGCCACCAGCUCAGCUUUGGUGGUGCGGGAGAUCAGGCAAACGGUCCAGGAUCCCUACUCAGCUACUUUGGUCUAUUUCAACGAGACUUUGCCAACAAACGAGUGUCCGGAAAAGGAACUCAACGACCUUGUAGCACGACUGGAUGCCCAGCGGCUGAGUGACUUAGUUCAGCCGCUGCUGGCCAUCAAGUCCAUUACUGGACAGCUGAUUGGCUCCUGCCAGAAGGAGCUGACGCGGGUGAAGCCCACCCAGCACAUGGCCAAAAAUGUCCCGCCGAUGCCGCGCAACCAGGUCGAUCGGGUGAAUGCCAGUGUGGGACAGUUGCUAGUAUACAAAGUGCCGACCGACACUUUCUACGAUGCCAAUGACCAGCAGUUGACUCUCACUCUCAAGACCAAGGACCACAAGGAGCUGAGCACCCGGCACUGGCUGCAGUUUGACUCCAAAAACGAAGAAUUCUAUGGUGUUCCCAAGAGUGGGGAUAUAGGCUCCGAGGAGUACCUGUUGGUGGCCGAGGACAGCGGCGGCUUAGUCGCCCAUGAUGCCCUGGUCGUGGUGGUCAGCCAUGCGCCCAAGCGGGAGUUUGGAGCAUUUUUCAAGGCAUAUCUGGCCAUAAGGCAUGAGAACUUCAACGCCGAUCUGCAGCGGAAGUUUGUAGAGCGCGUAGCGAGACUGCACGGAGACCCCACCACCACCCAGAUCCAGAUCCGGUCCGUAACCACGCACCACGAUUCGGACGGCACCAUUGUCAACUUCUACAACACAACCCUGUACAAAAUGAACAAUCGCUGUCCCGAAAAGGAGCUGGCCGCCACCAGGAGUAUCUACCUGAACAGCGAUCUUAGCCUCAAGGAUUCGGUGAAGCGAGCUCUGGGCCCGGAAUUGAAUCUCACCAACUUUUCGGUGGUCCCCUUCGGCAGUUGCCAUCAUGCCGAAAUCCCGGACAUUCAACCCGACUACAACCCAAGGCCCGACGAGCCCAGCCUGAAGUCCACUUUCAGUGACGAGUACUUGGCGAACAUCGUGCUGCCCGCCGUCAUUAUCGUGGUCAUGAUAAUUUUGGCAUCCCUCGUGGCCUGCUGCCUGCACAGGCGUCGUCACAAGAGCGGAAAAAUGGAGCUUGGCGACGACGAGGAGCGCAAGUCCUUCCGAGCCAAGGGUAUUCCCGUCAUCUUCCAGGAUGAGUACGAGGAGAAACCAGAGAUUGGCAACAAGAGCCCUGUUAUUCUUAAAGACGAGAAGCCUCCGCUACUGCCCCCGUCCUACAAUACCUCGAAUAUGAAUGGUGACAACGACGUGGAUGAGUAUGUGCCACCGCCGGCCGUUGUUGUGGGCGGACGGGAGGUGCGAGGGAAGUCACCUGCCACACCCUCCUACCGCAAGCCUCCGCCAUAUGUGUCGCCAUAAGUCAGCGACAGUUGGGAGCAGCGGAAAAAGUAACAAUAAUACCAAUCGCAUCGUAUUAACCACACAAUCUAUACAUAUAUACAAGCAUACAUACUUAUGUGUAUUUAACCGAUUUCGGCACAAGUUAUAUGCAACUAAGCCAAACCUUUUGUAUAUAUUCGAGUGCAAAUUGGUUUCUUUCGAGUGGGUCAGCCAGUCCAACCGAAAAGUGUUGCCAGCCAAGUUGAGGGGAUUUUUUGAUGAAAUUUUUUGUACGAGAAACAAUCAAUUAACUGGAGCCAGAAACUCACUUUUAAGCUUAUAUAGAGAUCGACUAACAUAGCAUGAUUUAUACGAAUACCAUGGACACAAACACACACUUGGGACGCGAACACAAAAUUAGUAUUUGACUAGGCCAGGCUCGAAGGCUUGAAAAUCAGAGCGAGGACACACACAAGCCCAUUUAAACAUAGCAUUUAAACAACAAAUAUUCUUACUAUCUAAGCUAAAAUAAUUAAGGCAUGUCCUUGCGCCCUUUUUUUAUUAUCUGUACGAGACUCUCCGCUUGAUUUACUUAAGCGGUGGUGUUUUGAGUAUUUUUGUUCGGGCAAGGGGCGUGCCAGGAGCUUCUAUUAUGUUUAGUUCAUAAGAAGGAUUCAGAAACUGCAAUAGAGCUGCCAAUAGGUACGACAUGGAGGUCGUAUGCGAAAAAUUUCCUAGUUGCCCACAAGUGCUUCCCACUCACCGACCACCACAGACCAGAGACGACUACCAACAUACCAUAUCCGCCACACAAACAAAUAAUUAUACGAAAUUGAUUACUUAAAGUAGGACUUAGUUUUUAAUGAAUCAUUUUUAUUUGCACUUGCUCCUCUGUAUUAGUUUUAAUGGCAGCUAGUUGGGUUAUCCCAGAGUACUUACGACAUCCCUCCCAUCCCAUCCAUUUCAAAUCGAACUAAAAUACCUAGCCAGCUAAGAUUAACAAUGAUUUUAUAAACAUGGAUUAUUUAGAGUAGUGAGUUCGGCAGUGAUGCAUGAAGAGAAAUUGAAAUUGAAAAUGAAAUACUUUGCACAGGUUUUGUGCCGCGUAAAUUAAACUAUUAAACUAAGUACGAUUAACUAAUUUAUGUAUUUUGCUGAUUUAAUUAAACUUUGUAAGCAGGACAGGAGACUGCAACAGCAACAGCAAUAACAAGAAACAACCAACAAUAACGGUAUCAGUUUAUUUUGAAUAAAAAAUGCCAAAGAUA